AUGGGUAUCAAAUUUUUUUUGUGUCUGGGAUUUUUAUUAUGUGCACCACUCACACAAGGAUUUUUUCUACCGACUUCCAUGAGAAAGCAACCUGAUUGUGUUCGCAGGGCACCCCACACAACGGCAACAUUCAACGGUCAACAGUGGAUACCGAAUCCUUUAAACAGUGGAGGUAAUCCAGGAUAUAGUAAUUAUAAAGAUUACGGUCAACAACAACAGUAUCAACAACAAGUUCAACAGCAACAAGUUCAACAACAGCAGCAGCAGCAGCAGCAACCUCAAGCUCAACUUCAUCAGCAACAGCAACAACAACAAUUUCAACAAAAUCCACAACAAUACGAUAAUGGACAAAACGUUCAAAUACAAGGAGGACCUAAAUACGAUUCGUUAACUUAUCAAGUUUCGAGUCAGCAACAACAACAGCAACAGCUACCAUACGAAGGGGGUGGUGGUGGUGGUGGCGGCGGCGGCGGUUACGGAUCAUACGCUCAGCACAACGUGCAAUUAGUGCCAUGUCUUUGUCCGGUCAAUAAGGAAAUGAUAGAAAAACAAGCACAACAAUUUCAACAGCAUUCAUCCGUACAAAUCUCACCGACAUCUCCGCCAUUUCAAAUGGAUAAUAAUAACGGUGGUGGCGUCGGUGGUGUUCAAACCGUUACGGGUGGUGGAAAUUCGAAAAAAAAUUCAUGA
Molecule: messenger RNA, 690 nt
Organism: Pediculus humanus corporis (human body louse)
Lineage: Eukaryota; Metazoa; Arthropoda; Insecta; Psocodea; Pediculidae
Exons: 3
Coding region: 1-690 (229 amino acids)
Source: RefSeq, a predicted model, not a curated record